This is a messenger RNA of Corticium candelabrum, 1010 nucleotides long. RefSeq lists its product as uncharacterized. The transcript has 4 exons. The record is from RefSeq and is a predicted model, not a curated record. The coding region runs from base 65 to 937 and encodes 290 amino acids. Lineage: Eukaryota; Metazoa; Porifera; Homoscleromorpha; Homosclerophorida; Plakinidae.
CGAACGUUUAAGCCGCAGUGUCACUCCCAAAGAACAGACUACAACCAUUCCAACUAUAAACAGAAUGCCAAAACCAACCGAACCCGUAUACAAACUAACAAAGACUACUCCAAUGACAACUAAAUCUUCUAAUGUUUCACUGAACGCUUUCAACGUCUCUUUAAGCCACAAUGAAAAUUUCUACUCACCAAGUACAACAUCAGCUAUCGCCUUGUCGGUCAAUUCUACAUGGAAAAUGCAAUACAAUGUGACUAGAGAGCCUUCUCGCCUCAUACUAACAGUUGUUCACAAUGGCAAGAACACAAAUCUUGUAGCUGGUCAACGUUCGUUUGUCAUUAAGUCAAAUGUCCAACAAUCAGACAGUGGAGUGUAUGAAGUCAUCGCACAAAACGGAAACACAAAUAAACGAUUUUACUUUAUUCUUCAAGUUCUAGCAACCAGCAAUGUCCCAUUACAUGUACACACGACUAAUAUAGCAACGACAACACUAAACAGAAACACGAUUCAAUCAAGUUACAAUUUACAAGCUGCAGAAAAAUCAUUAUUCACAGCAGCCAUUCUUAUCUGUUGCGUUUCCAGCUUUAUAUUUGUCGUUCAAACAGUAUUGUUUGUCUACAACCAUCGCCGACAUCUAAACCUAUUGCUUCGCAGAAUUUUAUGUUUGUCUCGAAAAGAACAGAAAGAAGAAAGGCAACAAACUCCUACCUAUUCAAACGUUGAAAGGAACUCGAAAGAGAGAGAAACAUCGACUAAGAGAUAUCCGUUAAAUGACAGAGCUAUAAAAGAGCUGAUUUCAACUCGUUUCAAUGCAACUGCCAUUUAUGAAUGCGUUGAAGGAAAUCAAGCUCAGCACGACGUCAGCAUGCUAGAGUCAGUUGCCGCUAGACAAUCGAUCACUGCAGUGCAAGAUGAUCCAGCGUAUGAAUCAGCAAUGUAACUUGAAAUUAUAAAUAUUCUUUGUAUCUCGCAGCCAAUGAAUAGACAAACGUGACUUAAUGUCAACAAUUUAA